AUGGCUCCACGAGGCUUUACGAACCCGGCUCCGAAGUCAGCGCGCUCCGCGCUCAGUUCCUUCACCUGCACCCUCUGCAACAAAUCCUACUCCCGCCACCCCGAAUAUGAAGCGCACAUAUCCUCCUACGACCACCAACAUCGCAAGCGCCUACAAGACCUUAAACAGCUCUCCCGAGACCCACUGGCAGCCGAAAAGGCGAGGCGGGCCGAGAAGAAAGCUGAUGCAGAGGCUGGCCUGAGAGUUCUAGACGCGGGGAAGACGGGCACAGCCCCAUCAAGCACGACAAGUAGUGGAGGCGGUGGCGGUUUCAAAAAGGGAGGGUUCAAGAGUUCGUUUACGACUGUCAAGGGACCCGCUGCGAAAAAGAACGUUCUUGGGGAGGAUGAUGACGAGGGAAGUACGGGCGGUGCGGAGGGUGCGAGUGAUGCGGCUCAUCCGAGGUCUAUAAGACCACCUCCUAAUUCCUUGCAAGCUGGAGGGGAGAGCGACACAGAUGAACAGUAUGCGGCUGAUAAUGCGGGUGGGGGUUACUAUGAUCCGCGCAGACCGACUGAUUGCUUCCCUGAAUGCGCGGGGAGCCACCAUAUCCGGGCCCAGGCUUGGACUUGA
This is a messenger RNA of Aspergillus calidoustus, 612 nucleotides long. The record is from the annotation of a GenBank genome assembly. Lineage: Eukaryota; Fungi; Ascomycota; Eurotiomycetes; Eurotiales; Aspergillaceae.